AUGUGUGAUGUUGCCGGGAGUAUCGGAAGUGUGGUGAGCCCUGUCCUUGAAGUUGGCAAGUGGUUGGUUGUUCCCAUUUCGCAUCAAUUUAAGUACUUGUUCAACUAUAAUACCAAUUUCAAAAAUCUCGAAAAGGAAGUUAAGAAGCUGAAGAACACCAAAGAAGAAGUGCAUGAUCAAGUUGAUGCCGCUGAAAGAAAUUUGGGGAAGAUCAAACAAAAUGUUAAGGAUUGGCAGAAUGAUGUGGAGAAGGCGAUUACUAAAGUAGAGCAGUUGAUUCAAGAAAAAGCUGACAACCAGCGUUAUUCUAAGGGAUUGUGUUGCAACUUCAUCAUUCACUACAAACACAGCAAGAAAGCAUUCAAAUUAAAGCGGGAUAAUGUUGAUCCACUCCUCCAGCAAGGAAAGGAAUUGGGUCCAGUUUCCUCUCGUACUAAUCCACUAUUGGAGAUUUGGCUAAGGUCUAGUGAAGAUUAUUUGGCUUUUGAAUCAAGAAACUCUACUAUGAAGAAUGUAUGGGAUGCUCUAAUUGAUGAGAAUGUCUUCAUGACCGGUGUAUAUGGAAUGGGUGGUAUUGGGAAGACCACUCUUGUGCAGGAACUUGGUAGAAAAGCUAAGAUGGACCAACUCUUCGAGGAUAUUGUUUUUGUUGAGGUAUCAGAAUCUCCUGAUAUAAAAAAAAUUCAAACAGCAAUUGCAGACAACUUAGGUCUAAAAUUCGAAAACGAAAGUGAAAGGGCCAAGGCGCUAUAUUCAAGAAUGGAGGGAAAUGUUAUUCAAACACGUGAAUUGUAUUCUCUACCAAAUGAUGUAUGUAAGGAGUGCGGCGGAUUACCUAUUGUCAUUAGUAUAAUAGCUAAAGCAUUAAAAAACAAGAGUCGUCUGUCUGAUUGGAAGUAUGCAUUACAAGAAUUGAGAGCACCUUCACCAGCAAAGUUUACAGGAUUCUUAGAAAAGGAUUACACGAAGAUUGCCUUAAGUUACAAGUAUUUAAGAGAUGAUGAGCUUAAGAAAACGUUUUUAAUUUCUAGUCUAAUGAAAAAUAAUACUUCCAUUUUAGACUUGUUCAAACAUGUUGUGUGUCUAGAUAUUCUUGGCGGAGUUAAUUUGACAAUGGAAGACGCACGAGAUAGAUUAGAUAAAUUGGUUGAUGACCUUAAAGAUGCAUGUUUGUUACUUAAUGGGGUCGAAAGUGAACAAUUUGCUAUGCAUGAUCUUGUUCGUGCUAUUGCCACAACAAUUGCAUAUGUGGAUCACCAUGUGUUUACAAUGAGAAAUGAUGUUGAACGCGAUUGGAAGGAUAGAGACAAACUCAAGAAAUGCACAAAAAUCUCCUUACCUGGCAACAAUACUAUCAUUAGUCAACUUUUGCCAAGUGAUUUGGAUUGUCCAGAUCUUGAAUAUUUUUCUGUGUCCAAUAUGUCUAACCCUUCUUUUGAAAUCCUGAAGGACUCCUUCACAAUGUUGUCGAAGCUCAAAGUACUGAAUUUAGUUGAACUACAACAAUUGUCAUUACCAUCAUCAAUUAUUGUUCUGACAAAUCUUCAAACAUUGUGUUUAGAUAAUAGCGAAAUUAAAGAUUUUGCUAUUAUCGGAAAGCUAGAGACACUAAAAGUUCUUAGCUUGCAAGAGUUAGAUAUUGAAGUGUUUCCUCUAGAAUUGGGUCAGUUGACUCAACUAAGGUUGUUAGAUUUAAGUGAUUGUCGGCAAUUGAAAGUUAUUACUCCAAAUGUGAUAUCACAAUUAUCCAAAUUGGAAGAAUUUUAUAUAAAGGGAUGUCCUAUUAAAUGGAAGCAUGAAGUACUCAAGGAAUUGAAGCUCUUGUCCAACCUCACCAGUUUAGAAUUGGAUAUUGAAGAUAACAAUGUGUUGCCUAAAGAUUUCAUUUCCAAAGAGCUUAGAAGGUACAAAAUAACAAUAGGAUAUGAGUAUUACGAAGAUCCAAGAAGUAAAUACCUAAGGAUUCUGGAAAUUGCCUGUAAUUCACCCAUCUCUCAAGAAGAAUUAUAUGGAAUCAAUAAUGUUGAAGUCUUACGCAUAGUCAAAUCUUUAGAUGACGAGGAGGAUCUUGAUAAAAAGCAAAUGCUGCCAUUAUUUAAUGAGAAGGUUAUUUUCACCAAUUUGAUGGUCUUGAAAUUGGUCAAUAUUAGUUUUGGAAGGAUUUGGAAGAGUCAACUUUCAACUUUUUCUUUUCAAAAUUUGACACAGAUGAUGUUGGUGAAAUGUGAUAAAAUAAAACAUGUAUUUCCAUUUUCCAUAGCUAAAAGCCUUGAGCAACUCCAAUACCUUAUGAUAAAAGAUUGUAAGGUUUUAGAUAAGAAUGUUGAAAAAGAAAGAACAGAAGUUGUUAAUUUUAUCUUUCCACGAAUAACUAAAUUGGAGCUUACAGAUUUACCAAAACUUACCAUUUUCUACCAAGGAACAGAUGCUUUGGAAUUGCCAAUAUUGAAAACACUGAAGAUAGUAAGGUGUCCAAACUUCACUUUAAGAUGUCAAAGUUUCCAAGAUAAUAAUGAGGACGGUGAAAUUCAAGAUUCAGAGUCAAAAUCCAUCUUCUUUGGGCAAAAGAUAUUGUCAUAUUCAAGCUAA
Molecule: messenger RNA, 2589 nt
Organism: Mangifera indica (mango)
Lineage: Eukaryota; Viridiplantae; Streptophyta; Magnoliopsida; Sapindales; Anacardiaceae
Product: probable disease resistance protein At1g61310
Exons: 5
Coding region: 1-2589 (862 amino acids)
Molecular function (GO): ADP binding
Source: RefSeq, a predicted model, not a curated record